GACGUUCUGGCCGGCUCUUACGGCGCUCCUUGCGUUCGAAUCAGUGGAACAAUUACAUGAGGAUACCCGAAGUUGAUCGGAACAAACGGGUUAUGCGGGACAAUAUGUCACGAUGGAUAAGUAUAGCUUACUGGGCUUGAGCCGUGACUGUACAGAGGAAGAAAUCAGGAAUGCCUACAAGCGACUCGCUCUAAAAUGCCAUCCGGACAAGCCCACAGGAGAUCGGGAGACAUUUUCGUCCUUAGAGCAAGCGUACAAGACUUUAUCGGAGCCUUCCGCGCGAGCCUCAUAUGACAACGAGCUCGCCAACGCGUCGAAACUCAUGCAUCCGGUCUGGCAGGCCGUGAAUUUGGAUGACAUGGAGCUUCUAGAUGAUUCCUACCGCAUGGACUGCAGGUGUGGUGCGUCGUUGCAAGCGGGCAAACAAUCGUUGGUGAAUUUACCAGCCCUGAUCGAGUGCAAUGAUUGUUCUACGAUGGUCAGGGUUGACCCCGCUGCUUGACAUCAACACGACCGACGACGUCAUUGAAUACAAGAGCACUCGGAUGCUCGAA
Messenger RNA from Galendromus occidentalis (western predatory mite), 554 nucleotides. Its product is annotated as diphthamide biosynthesis protein 4. Lineage: Eukaryota; Metazoa; Arthropoda; Arachnida; Mesostigmata; Phytoseiidae. Bases 113 to 502 code for a protein of 129 amino acids. Gene Ontology annotation, molecular function: ATPase activator activity; ferrous iron binding. Gene Ontology annotation, biological process: positive regulation of ATP-dependent activity. The record is from RefSeq and is a predicted model, not a curated record. The transcript is spliced from 2 exons.